This is a messenger RNA of Brugia pahangi, 2154 nucleotides long. NCBI's taxonomy places the organism in Eukaryota, Metazoa, Nematoda, Chromadorea, Rhabditida, Onchocercidae. The record is from the annotation of a GenBank genome assembly.
AUGAGUGCCACAUGGGCAGAUAUACAGCGUUUGGCUGCUGAUUUUCAACGAUUACAGUUGACAGAAAGCUCAAAAAAACUAUCAGAAAAUAACUGCGUGGAGUUGAUGUCGAUAUUAAUCAACUCAAAAGCUAUCGAUAUUCUGUUCACAACUGAUGGCAAAGAGUAUGUUACUCGUAGUCAUUUAUUGAAUGAAGUGAAAAAUGAAUGUAUCGGUCGAGAAGGUCGCGUUUCACUAUAUGAUUUGGCGCAUACUUUGAAUGUCGAUUAUGAAUACAUUGAAAGUGCUGUGGGUUAUAUAGAUGUGUUGUGCAAAAGUCUGAAUGAACGAUUAAUGGACGAUGGUAUAGUUUCUGUAUCGCAGUUAGCAAAAACAUGGGAUUUGCCAGCUGAAAUAGUGAAUAGCUUAGUUCUGGUGGAAGUUGGCUCGAAGGUUGAUGCAAUACGUGAUGGUGAUGCACUUUAUACUCGAUCUUAUUUAUCUGCUCAACGAAAUAUCCUUAGAGCUAUGCUUUGUGGAUUAACCAAAGUGACACCAAUCACUAGACUGCAGGCUGAAUUACAGUUAACAAAUGCGAUGUUUUGGUCACUUUUUGAUGAGCUGGACACAAUGAAAGAGGUUCCGGGAAAAAUAGUUGGUACUCGUACUUCAAAUCACUGUUUAUAUCAUCCCAAUAUUUAUACAGUUCUGGUUAAGCAGUAUAUACUAAAGACAUUUUUGCAAGAGGGAAUGUUGAAGUUAGCAGUGUUCAAAAAACUUUCCGUGGUAGAGCCAAAAGUUUAUAUGAAAGAAUUAUUGGAAAAUACGGUGCAUUCGAAAUUAAUAUAUUUUCCAUCCGCUAUUAUGAGCAUCAAACUUUGGGAAGAAAUUGAAGCAGCUGUGAAAGAGGAGAUGAAUUCUAAAUCGGUUGUUGAUGUCCGAUUGCAUAUUCCAGAAAUUGUUCAAAGUAAAACAGAUAUUGAACACGCGGUCUCUUCUUUAAUAAAAAAUAACGAGGAUUGGUUAUUUGUGUCUGGUACUUCUUAUCUCUAUAACCGCCAGCUUCACACAUAUGCAAUGAUAGCUUUGGAUAACUUGAUCAAUACACGAGCUGAAGAAAUCACUUCCACUUGGGGUAAACAAAAACCUUCCAAAAAGUCGGAAAAGAAGCAAGAUGAAGACUGGGAUAUAGCGAAGAGCAAGAAAACUAGAGGUGGAAAAGGAAAAAUAGUGAGACAGAUUCUUUCUGAAGAGUCGACUUCAGAGCUGCUAAUUACAUUAUCAGAAGAGGAAAUUAUCAAGGAACUGAAAAGAACAAGUGAUAUACCAAAUGAACUGCUGGAGGAUAUUACUGAUCAUAUACGAACGAAAGCAGAAACUUUGUUAAAAACUCGAACGGAAUUAUUGUUGCAUAAUGUGUGGACCACAUCCGUACAAGAUCAAAAACGUGCUCAUGCACAGUUACGGGAAACAUUGUCUGCACUUUAUGAUAACAUUUGUAUUUUCGAAUAUGGUGCAUCUACUUUUGAAGAUACGGUGGCUGAUAAUCUCAAGAUACAUCUUCUUCGCACAUUAUGUACAUGUUUUGCAAAUAAUGUGUUAUCUUAUAUAUCGAGAAAACAAAAUAUUGAUACUCUUAACGCAAAGGCUCGAAGUGAAACGAUAGCAAAUAUUGAAAGUAUGGAAAGUCGUAUGGCCGUUGAGAAAUUAUUCGUAGCUUUAUCAAAAAAGGAUCUGGAAGCAUUCCAUGAUGCAGUAUUUGGUGUUUGUUCAUCAGCCGUUUGCGCCUUAAAUUUAAAAGUGCCUGACAAAAAACAACGUGUGGAAUUGAUCAAAACCUAUGAAAAUCAAUUAGUAAGCCAAUUACGGGAGUGCACAGAUGCACCUUCCGGUCUUCUCUUAACACUUUUAAUAUUGCUGGCAAGAAAUGAAAAAAUCGCGGUGCACGCCUCAGGAAAAUUUGUUUCACACUUAAUUGCAAAAGUAGAAAAGCAUCCCGAAACAAGUGUGGAGCUUGCUGAGUUAUUGACGAGCUCUCAAAAAAUGAUUAUUUCCAGUAUGCAUUUAAAAGACGACGUAAAUCUGACGGCAAAGUUGAAUGAGAAAUUACUAGCAUUAAUUGCAGCUGUAAAUGGUUUUGAAUAUUUGGAGAAACCAAUGUUUGAAACAAUGUAG